AUGUCGCUUAUUACCGGAAUAGGAAAUCCAAUCGUGCAAAAAGUGAUGGAUUACGCGGAGAUGUUUAACAAAUCAGCCAAUGCCUGCGGUAUGUGCAACGUUCAAGUGUCGUGUUCGCCAAGAUGCGAAUAUACGCCUGGCGGUAACUCGUUUGGCGUUGUAGAUCGCAUCUGCGACUUACCCACGGAAAAACAAGCAUGUGCGAUGACACCACAAGCUUACGAUGAGACGUACACUACCGCAGUAGACUUUCUUGGAGCGCUUGUUCCUCCAAAUAUACGAGAUCAAGUUUGGUCACUGAAACCACUGAAUUGUAUAAGUAUCGAACAAAAAUGUUUCUGCUGUUGUACUCCAUAUUUCCCAAAUCCAUGCGAUGCUCAAUGUACGCUGGAACCAUGCAGCCGAAGACAGGCUUUCUCAUCAACACAGAUCAAGAUUUUGCGACGAAAAUGGCUAGCUAAACAAGAGGAAGAGAGUCAGCAGGAUUGA
Molecule: messenger RNA, 489 nt
Organism: Cylicostephanus goldi
Lineage: Eukaryota; Metazoa; Nematoda; Chromadorea; Rhabditida; Strongylidae
Source: the annotation of a GenBank genome assembly